Molecule: messenger RNA, 1232 nt
Organism: Emiliania huxleyi CCMP1516
Lineage: Eukaryota; Haptophyta; Isochrysidales; Noelaerhabdaceae
Exons: 3
Coding region: 1-1173 (390 amino acids)
Molecular function (GO): sulfotransferase activity
Source: RefSeq, a predicted model, not a curated record
AUGUCGCUCCAGCGACGACCUUCCUUCGACAUACGACUCUCGUCGUCCGGGACAGCUGCGGUGCGGGCCGGAUUUGCAGUGGCGACUAGCCUUGCCUUGGCAAGGCUCGGCGUCGGCGUGCUCUUUGCUCGGCACGCCUGCCGUACAGUCUUCAGCCGCGAGCCGCCAGACGAAUUGUCGGCGCUCGCGUCGCUCUUGCAAGUGACACGUCCGCUCCGUAUCGCGUGGCGCCUGCUCACAGCGAGGUUCCGCACAACUCCGGAUGUUUACAUCCUGGGAGAGGUCCGAUGCGGGACGACAACGCUCGCCUCGAUGCUGCGCUCUGAGCUGGGCAUGAGUGGGCCCUUCACGCCGUGGGUGCACCCGCUCGCGGACGAGAAGGAGUCCUUCUACUUCUCGGGCCACUACUGGGGCGUCGUCGCGCCCGCCCUCUACCCGCUGGCGUUUCCUCUGCGCGUGUGGCGGUGGCUGCACCGUUGGCUGCGUGGCCGGCGGCUCUUUGUCUUUGAAGGCUGCGCCUCGUACCUCUCGUCGCCUUGGGCGCCGCGGCUCGUGGCGGCGGUGACGCCGCGGCCCGUGCUGGUCGUCUGCCUGCGCGAGCCGGUCGAGCAGCACCGCUCGUGGUGGCGCCUCGAGCAGGCUCCGCUGCAGGCAUCUCUCGCGUGGGCGGAGGAGCUGCGCCUCGGCCGCCGCUGGCUCGGCCCGCCGCACCGCACCGCCGGCUACCCGCCGAAGAGUUUCCGCGAGGCCGUGCUGCUUUCGCGCAGCGCCGUCCUCUCCGCGAUCGCCGCCAAGUGCUCCGAGCUGCACGGCGAGGGGGACGGCCUCGCCGACUGCACCGCCGCCGCCGACGGCCUCCGGGCGCCGUGCAAGAAUGCCUCGGCGCCGCUGCCCGACGAUCUCGCGCCAGACGAGCUCACGCAGUUCGAGCUCGCCGCCUACUACCGCCCUCACAACGAGCGGCUCUUUCGCGUCAUCGGGCGCGACCUCGGAUGGCACAACGACCCACACCGCUACCCAUUCUACCACCCGUCGCCGGGCGUCUCGAUUGCGAUGAGUAGGGACAGCGAGUGGGGACUCGGCACAACCCCCGGCAGCGGACCCGGCAGCCGAACGGACCUCUCCGUCUCGGCGGCUUCCGACUCGUCGCUCUGCCUUGUGGACGUGCUGUGACACUGAGUCUGACACGCGACACUCUCUUUGUUGUGUUAAGUGUAAGAGUACUCGCGCUC